Messenger RNA from Scutellospora calospora, 381 nucleotides. NCBI's taxonomy places the organism in Eukaryota, Fungi, Glomeromycota, Glomeromycetes, Diversisporales, Gigasporaceae. The record is from the annotation of a GenBank genome assembly.
AUGUUGCUAGAUCCAAAUCCAAUCGCAGAAGAACUUUUUAAAAUCAUUAAAAAGGCCUGGGAACAUAACCCUUCUGAACGUCCAAAGGUCAUGGAAGUACUAACAACUCUUAAAGAAGCUUAUGAAAAAUAUGUUCCUAAAAUGACUUCUCCAAUGAUAAUUCCUAAAAAUAUUAGUGAUAAUAACAUUCCAUAUUAUAAUCUUUCACCAAUUAUGGACGACGGAAAAUGUACCUAUAAAACCGAAUUUGAUUUUGAAAAAUUACCAGAGGAUACCAAGAGAGAAAAGGCUAAACAUUAUUCCAGAUUAGCUGCUUUGAAAAAUUAUCCCAAAGCAAUUGAGCUUUUAAAUAAAUUAAACGCUGAACAUAUAGAAAUGCAU